Molecule: messenger RNA, 3823 nt
Organism: Porites lobata
Lineage: Eukaryota; Metazoa; Cnidaria; Anthozoa; Scleractinia; Poritidae
Source: the annotation of a GenBank genome assembly
AUGGUAUAUUUCAUUUCAGAGAAACCGACUACAUCUUCAGAGAGUACCACAGAGCCGGCAAAACCAACAACCGAUGGAGUCUCCAAUGAACGGAAGACAGGUUGAUAUAUUGACAUCCAUGAAAUAAUAAGAAACAUGUUUGCAUUUAAACAAAACAGUCCACGCACUGUUUACUCCUUGACUUACACGAAAAUUCCCGAAACUACCGUGUUAAAAUGGUGGUGGUUUCAGGCUGCUGUUUAACGGACGUACAUUGUAUCACAUCAUUUACAAUGCAACUCUGGUAAUGGCGGCAGUCUUGGCGACCAUCUUGACGACUUUUGCUAUAAUCGUGUUUUUGUGCACAAAACAAUUUUCAGAAUCAACUUCGUGCCACUUUUAUGUCAUAUCUCGUAACCAAGACAACCAAUGGUCAUCAAACUUGCCAAAAAUGUGUCUAAACAUUAGAGAACCGCUAAAAGGAGGAGUGAGGUUCUAUAAAAGUCAGAGAAUUUAUUAUUGUUAUUAUUAUUAUUGAUUAUAUUAUUAUUGUCAUCAUCAUCAUCAUCAUCAUCAUCAUUAUUAUUACCAUGUUUUUAUUAAAACAGUGCUAUCAUUAUUUGCCAUUAUACGACAGCAAUAUCUACUUCACAUCUCGGUACAUUUUAUUUUUAACCAGAUUUCACUUUCGAAAUUCGUGUUAACGAGAAGUGGGAUGACCAAUUAGAGGAUAAAGCCAGUGAGAAAUAUAAGAAAAUAUCCACAUUGCUGAAAGAACAGGUACAGUUAAAUAAGGAUGUACAACAUCUUUUAUUUUCUGGUCGGCAAAGCUUUUCACUUGCGAAUCCCUUCUUAAUCCCUUUUCAUGUUACCCCAUAUUUGGAAUGGUUCAGCACAUUCCUACAUGUAGGUGAUUCUUACUACUAUGUCCAGCUUAAGCCCCCACUGUCUUGCUUUCACUCGCGCCUCCAUAGUCACGUAUUUAAAUAAACAGAGCCUUCUUUCCACAUGAAGUCACGGUCGCCAUGUUGGUGUCCCAAAACAAUCAAACGGCGACCAUGCACUAGUCCUGUGGGAAUUCAACUCAUUUGUUAUGCAAACGCAAUACAUUUUCAUAGCUGCUGGCCCCCCGAGUGACGAGAGAAAGCGCUAUGGUGGGUUAAGGUCGCUCCGUAAUUAAUACAAGAGCAUUUAACUGUGACAAAUUUUCCGUCAUAACUUUUUGGUUUUUAACGCGAUGGCUGCGAAACUUGGCAAAGAAUAACAGAUAUCAUUCGACAAUAACACAAAAUAUUCCGAUUUCACUGAUGGUAAAUAUUUCUUGAGAAAUUAGUGCUUAAAAGGACCUACUGUUCAAAGAAAAUCGCGUCUAGUAAAAAAUUUUGCUGAUAUUUUUUACUGAAAUUUCUGGUAUCGGCUUUAAUUGAUAUAAUAAAUAUGCCAGAGGAAUUUCAGAAAAAUCGUUGGAGCAGAAGUCCGUAACUAAAAGUCGGUCAAAAUUCAGCUGUGAAAUUGUUUUGGAAUUUCAAAAAUAAAUUACUAUCAGGUAGAAGGAGCCACCAGUUUGAAUUUUCGGGACAAGUAAAUUCAACGCUUGCUAAUUCUUAAAACAAAAGCGGAUUGCCUAUCGUGCUAUUCUUUGAAAGGUACUUUCUAGUUUUAGAAGAACUAUAAAGUGCUCCAAACCUUGCUCUGAAGUAGAAUGACUUGUUCGUCGACAGUUUUAAAAUAUCCCCUGGCAGUUUUGGCUCAAACUCCUGCUGCAUACAUUUUGAUGUAUUGCCAUGCAUUUUCAACGACUUCUACUGCCGUUCGUUCCUUCCAACCCGGGAAAAAAGUAGUGAGAUUGGACGCUACCUCGUAUCAGAGCUCAGAAAGAACUGUCCAGCACCUUUGUUUAUGACUAAAAAAUGAGCACGAGCGGCAGUUCUGCGUGGAAUUCGCACCUCACCCAGGGGUGACGAACGACAAUGAUGACCAUGCUUGUGAACCAAAUAACAUCACAGUGCAAAAUAAAAUUAUCGCAAAAAUACUGCCCGUGAAUAAAUUUACAACUCUGAAAUUUUUGUCACUCCUUCCUUCAAUGAAUGGGUAUUUUUUUCUUGAUUAUUAUGUUUUGCUCUGCAAUACAUGUUUAUACAGAUCGGUUCACAGACAUGGGCAUCAUUGUCACUCGUCCCCCCUGGCUGAGGUGCGAAUUCCUCGCAGAGCUGCCGCUCGUGCUCAUUUUCUGGUCAUAAACAAAGGUAGUGGACAGUUCUAUCUGAGCUUCGAUACUAGGUAGCUUACAAUCCCAAUACCUUUUUCCUGAAUUGGAAACAACGUAAAGCAGGAAAAGCCGUUGGGGAUGCUUUGCAAUACAUCAAAAUGUAUGUAGCAGGAGUUAGAACCAAAACUGCCAAGGGAUAUUUUAAAAAUGUCGAGGAACAAGUCAUUCGAUGUCAGAGCAAAGUUUGGAGCAAUUUAUGGUGCUUCUAAAAACUGAAAAGUACCUUUUAAAGAAUAGCACGAUAGGCAAUCGGCUUCUGUUUUCAGAAUUAGGAAACACAUUGAAGUUGCUUGUCCCGAAAAUUGAAACUGGUGUCUCCUUCUUCCUGAUAGUAAUUUAUUUUUGAAAUUCCAAAACAAUUUCACAGCUGAAUUUUGAGCGACUUUUAGUUACGGACUUCUGCUCCAACGAUUUUUCUGAAAUUCCUCUGGCAUAUUUAUUAUAUCAAUUAAAGCCGAUACCAGAAAUUUCAGUAAAAAAUAUCAGCAAAAUUUUUUACUAGACGCCAAGUCUACGUUAAGCGCUAAUUUCUCAAGAACUUUUACCAUCAAUGAAAUCGGAAUAUUUCGUAUUAUUGCCGAAUGAUAUCUGUUGUUAAUUGCAAAGUUUCGCAGCCAUCGCGUUAAAAUCGAAAAAGGUAUGACGGAAAAUUUGUCACAGCUAACUGCUCUUGUGUUUAUCACGGAGCCACCUUAAGUGAAGCAACGAGAAAAUGUCGCUUGACGUUGCAAACGUAAUCCCAAGUUUGAUUCCCAUUUGGGAUCUUUUGUUCGUAUACAUUUAUAGGACGGAACUCUAAAUUUCUAUUUUCAAUCUAAUGCAUUCUUCCAUCGACAUUGCAGAUUUUAAAGGCAUAUUCUGGAAAUUCUGAACUACAAAAUGUUGAGAUAAUUUCUUUCAGGUAGUGUCUAUUUAAAUGGUGAAAUUAUUAUUCUUGAGAUUUUUAGAGGCUUCAUCAUCAUCACCAUUGACAUUAUUUUUUUUCAAUGAAAAUUAUUAUUAUUAUUAAAAUUAUUAUUCUUAUUAAUAUAUGAGAAAUUAAUCCUUAAUUUUGAGGCGACAUUUCUUCAUUUAAUGCAAAUGUUAAAUAAGUAAAUGGUCAGUUCAAUUGCCCAAAAUUAGGCAAUCAUUUAACGUGUGUUUAAAUUCUAACAUUUUCCCUCACCUAAACGCGCGUGAGACUUUUCCACCAGUUGACUGUACAUUGUACCGAGAAAGAAUUAAAACAGAACGUUUAAAAAGCUCUCUGUUCAGCGAAAUACUCUGUAAGGGAUGCUUUCGUUUCCAUCGUUUUUAAGCGUUUUCAUGUGGACGUGCGAAAUCGAUUCAAAGACGCUUCGUGUGAACGCGUAUUGUUGUUGAAAGCGGAGAAACGAAAUUUCUUUAUCAAGAAUAUCUUGGAUACAUGCCGACGGGGGCCUCAAUUUUUGGUGAUGGUGAUUUUAUUUUUUUAAUUCCAUUUUAUGUAGGAAAGGCAGUGUUAUAGCUGAAUUUAAACUGACGUUCAAAACAAGUCUGACUACCAAAGAAGCCAUGGCCCCACUGAAGCAAGAAACAGCCGAUGGAAAAUUAGGG